Molecule: messenger RNA, 930 nt
Organism: Pyrus x bretschneideri (Chinese white pear)
Lineage: Eukaryota; Viridiplantae; Streptophyta; Magnoliopsida; Rosales; Rosaceae
Product: threonine--tRNA ligase, chloroplastic/mitochondrial 2-like
Exons: 5
Coding region: 1-930 (309 amino acids)
Biological process (GO): threonyl-tRNA aminoacylation
Cellular component (GO): chloroplast stroma; mitochondrion
Molecular function (GO): ATP binding; threonine-tRNA ligase activity
Source: RefSeq, a predicted model, not a curated record
AUGGCCACGGAGGCUCAGCGCUCGACCCAAGACGACAAAUUGAAGGAUGCCCAGAUGGAGGUAGCUGAUAAGCCUGAGAAAGUCGUGCUUCCAACCAACGAGUCCUCCGAAAGCCUCAUCAGAAUUCGACACACGUGUGCACACGUGAUGGCCAUGGCUGUUCAGAAGGUCUUCCCGGAUGCAAAAGUGACAAUUGGUCGGUGGAUAGAAAAUGGGUUCUAUUAUGAUUUUGAUAUGGAGCCUUUGACGGACAAAGAGUUGAAGAGAAUCAAGAGGGAGAUGAUUGAAAAGGAGAUUAAUUUGAAGUAUGCCGAAUUCUUCAUAGGUGAUGAAUGGUGGGACCUAUGUGCGGGGCCCCAUGUUGAAAAAACUGGAAAUAUUAACAGAAAAGCUGUCGAACUUGAGUCUAUUGCUGGUGCCUACUGGAGAGGAGAUGAAAAGAAACCGAUGCUGCAGAGGAUCUAUGGCACUGCAUGGGAGAGUGAAGAUCAAUUGAAGGCAUAUCUUCAUUUCCAAGAGGAAGCUAAACGUCGAGAUCACAGGCACCUUGGUCAAGUUCUUGACCUGUUUUCUAGACAGAUUUAUCAGUUAGCAAUCCCAUUAUUUGUAGUUGUGAGGAUUCUUGCAUUGAACAUUUUCGUUGUUGAAUUUUCACAGAAUGAUGCUGGUGGGGGUUUAGUGUUCUGGCGUCCAAGGGGUGCUAUUGUGAGGCAUGUAAUGGAAGAUUUGUGGAAAAAGAUCCACAUAGAACGUGGUUACGAUCUGCUGUAUACUCCACAUGUUGCAAAGGCGAACCUUUGGCAGAUAAGUGGUCAUCUGGAUUACUACAAGGAGAAUAUGUAUGAUCAAAUGAAUGUUGAGGAUGAACUUUAUCGGCUUUCGACCAAUGAACUGCCCCUAUCAUAUCUUGGUUUAGAAAAGGAAGCCUAA